Messenger RNA from Saimiri boliviensis boliviensis (Bolivian squirrel monkey), 3093 nucleotides. It is a transcript of the gene LRRC4C, whose product is annotated as leucine rich repeat containing 4C. Gene Ontology annotation, molecular function: cell-cell adhesion mediator activity. The record is from RefSeq and is a predicted model, not a curated record. Gene Ontology annotation, biological process: regulation of axonogenesis; synaptic membrane adhesion; modulation of chemical synaptic transmission. Lineage: Eukaryota; Metazoa; Chordata; Mammalia; Primates; Cebidae. Gene Ontology annotation, cellular component: glutamatergic synapse; postsynaptic density membrane; plasma membrane.
GUGGUGGUGGCUGUUGGGUGCCUUGCAAAAAUGAAGGACGCGGGACGCAGCUCUCUCCUGGAAUCGAACGCAGUGGAUAAACUGAUUGUGCAAGAGAGAAGGAGGAAUGAAGCUUUUUCUUGUGAGUCCUGGAUCUUAACACAAAUGUGUAUAUGUGCACACAGGGAGCAUUCAAGAAUGAAAUAAACCAGGGUUAGACCCGCGGGGGUUGGUGUGUUCUGACAUAAAUAAAUAAUCUUAAAGCAGCUGUUCCCCUCCCCCCGCAAAAAAAAAAAAAAAGGAUGAUUGGAAAUGGAGAACGGAGGAUUCACAAAGAAAAAAGUAUGUUCAUUUUUCUCUAUAAAGGAGAAAGUACACCAAGAAGAUAUUUUUGGAAUGAAAAGUUUGGGGCUUUUUUAGCAAAGUAAAGAACUGGUUCGGUGGUGUUUUCCUUUCUUUUUGAAUUUCCCACAAGAAGAGAGGAAAUUAAUAAUACAUCUGCAAAGAAAUUUCAGAGAAGAAAAGUUGACCGCGGCAGAAUGAGGCAUUGAUUGGGGGAGAGAAACCAGCAGAGCACAGUUGGAUUUGUGCCUAUGUUGACUAAAAUUGACGGAUAAUUGCAGUUGGAUUUUUCUUCAUCAACCUCCUUUUUUUUAAAAUUUUUUUUCUUUUUGCUAUCAAGAUCAUGCGUUUUCUCUUGUUCUUAACCACCUGGAUUUCCAUCUGGAUGUUGCUGUGAUCAGUCUGAAAUACAAUUGGCAAACACACUGCCUAUUUACAGCAUAGAGACCCCAGUGGAGAGCUAGCUUAGAAACAGCCUCAAGGUCCCUGCUUGACUCCAGAGAUGACUUUCCUUGGGAUUCACUUAUCUUACUGCUUGAAUUCCAGAAGGACCAGCACCAGAUAAAUUAUGAAUGUUGAACAAGAUGACCUUACAUCCACAGCAGAUAAUGAUAGGUCCUAGGUUUAACAGGGCCUUAUUUGACCCCCUGCUUGUGGCGCUGCUGGCUCUUCAACUUCUUGUGGUGGCUGGCCUGGUGCGGGCUCAGACCUGCCCUUCUGUGUGCUCCUGUAGCAACCAAUUCAGCAAGGUGAUUUGCGUUCGGAAAAACCUGCGUGAGGUUCCGGAUGGCAUCUCCACCAACACACGGCUGCUGAAUCUCCAUGAGAACCAAAUCCAGAUCAUUAAAGUAAACAGCUUCAAGCACUUGAGGCACUUGGAAAUCCUACAGUUGAGUAGGAACCAUAUCAGAACCAUUGAAAUUGGGGCUUUCAAUGGUCUGGCGAACCUUAAUACUCUGGAACUCUUUGACAAUCGUCUUACUACCAUCCCGAAUGGAGCUUUUGUAUACUUGUCUAAACUGAAGGAGCUCUGGUUGCGAAACAACCCAAUUGAAAGCAUCCCUUCUUAUGCUUUUAACAGAAUUCCUUCUUUGCGCCGACUAGACUUAGGAGAAUUGAAAAGACUUUCAUACAUCUCAGAAGGUGCCUUUGAAGGUCUGUCCAACUUGAGGUAUUUGAACCUUGCCAUGUGCAACCUUCGGGAAAUCCCUAACCUCACGCCGCUCAUAAAACUAGAUGAGCUGGAUCUUUCUGGGAAUCAUUUAUCUGCCAUCAGGCCUGGCUCUUUCCAGGGUUUGAUGCACCUUCAAAAACUGUGGAUGAUACAGUCCCAGAUUCAAGUGAUUGAACGGAAUGCCUUUGACAACCUUCAGUCACUAGUGGAGAUCAACCUGGCACACAAUAAUCUAACAUUACUGCCUCAUGACCUCUUCACUCCCUUGCAUCAUCUAGAGCGGAUACAUCUACAUCAUAACCCUUGGAACUGUAACUGUGACAUACUGUGGCUCAGCUGGUGGAUAAAAGACAUGGCCCCCUCCAACACAGCUUGUUGUGCCCGGUGUAACACUCCUCCCAAUCUAAAGGGGAGGUACAUUGGAGAGCUCGACCAGAAUUAUUUCACAUGCUAUGCUCCAGUGAUUGUGGAGCCCCCUGCAGACCUCAAUGUCACUGAAGGCAUGGCAGCUGAGUUGAAAUGUCGGGCCUCCACCUCCCUGACAUCUGUAUCUUGGAUUACUCCAAAUGGAACAGUCAUGACACAUGGAGCAUACAAAGUGAGGAUAGCUGUGCUCAGUGAUGGUACGUUAAAUUUCACAAACGUAACUGUGCAAGAUACAGGCAUGUACACAUGUAUGGUGAGUAAUUCCGUUGGGAAUACUACCGCUUCAGCCACCCUGAAUGUUACUGCGGCAACCACUACUCCUUUCUCUUACUUUUCAACCGUCACAGUAGAGACUAUGGAACCGUCUCAGGAUGAGGCACGGACCACAGAUAACAAUGUGGGUCCCACUCCAGUGGUUGACUGGGAGACCACCAAUGUGACCACCUCUCUCACGCCACAGAGCACAAGGUCGACAGAGAAAACCUUCACCAUCCCAGUGACUGAUAUAAACAGUGGGAUCCCAGGAAUCGAUGAGGUCAUGAAGACUACCAAAAUCAUCAUUGGGUGUUUUGUGGCCAUCACACUCAUGGCUGCAGUGAUGCUGGUCAUUUUCUACAAGAUGAGGAAGCAGCACCAUCGGCAAAACCAUCAUGCCCCAACAAGGACUGUUGAAAUCAUUAAUGUGGAUGAUGAGAUUACGGGAGACACACCCAUGGAAAGCCACCUGCCCAUGCCUGCUAUCGAGCAUGAGCACCUAAAUCACUAUAACUCAUACAAAUCUCCCUUCAACCACACAACAACAGUUAACACAAUAAAUUCAAUACACAGUUCAGUGCAUGAACCGUUAUUGAUCCGAAUGAACUCUAAAGACAAUGUACAAGAGACUCAAAUCUAAAACAUUUACAGAGUUACAUACAACAAUCAAAAAAAGACAGUUUAUUAAAAAUGACACAAAUGACUGGGCUAAAUCUACUGUUUCAAAAAAGUGUCUUUACAAAAAAACAAAAAAGAAAUUUAUUUAUUAAAAAUUCUAUUGUGAUCUAAAGCAGACAAAAUUAUGUGUAUUCCUCAGAACCUGUUUUUGCUGCACUGACUCACUAUUCUCCCACAUCUCGUUCCUCCCUUCCCCAAUAUCCAUAUUUUUCAUAGGAGAUCUCAAUUCCUUAAAGAAC